Dioscorea cayenensis subsp. rotundata (Guinea yam) is the source of this 1019-nucleotide messenger RNA. RefSeq names its product NAC domain-containing protein 90-like. The transcript has 3 exons. The record is from RefSeq and is a predicted model, not a curated record. Lineage: Eukaryota; Viridiplantae; Streptophyta; Magnoliopsida; Dioscoreales; Dioscoreaceae. Gene Ontology annotation, biological process: regulation of DNA-templated transcription. Gene Ontology annotation, molecular function: DNA binding. The coding region runs from base 172 to 903 and encodes 243 amino acids.
AAGAAGAGAAAAGAGAAAGAAAAAUUUAGUGGAAAAAGAGAUGGAUGAGCAUGCAUAGAUAGAUUGAUAGAAAGAAGAAGGUUUGAUCAUAGAGUUUGUUGUUUGUUUAGCAUAUCUGAUAUCUUUCAUCAACUCAAGGAAAAGUGGAAAACAAAAAGAGAGAAAAAGAAAAUGAACAGUACUAAUAUUCCACCAGGCUUCCGUUUCUAUCCCACUGAGCAAGAAUUGGUGAACUUUUAUUUGCACAACAAGUUGGAAAACACCAGACUUCAAGACAUUGAAAGAGUUAUUCCUCCCAUUGAUGUUUAUGCUGUUGAUCCCUGGCAUCUCCCCCAGAUGUCUGGAGAAUCAAGUAUCACAGAUUCAGAGCAAUGGUUCUUUUUUUGCCCCAUGCAAGAAAGGGAAGCACACGGUGGAAGACCGGGACGAACAACUCCGUCCGGUUACUGGAAGGCUACCGGCUCACCGAGCGGAGUUUAUCAUAAUAAUCGAAUGAUCGGUGUUAAGAAGACGAUGGUGUUCUAUCAAGGCCGAGCUCCGCUCGGCAGUAAAACCAAAUGGAAAAUGAAUGAAUACAAAGUUGUCGAAGCUGAUACCGGAAUUAGGCCAAGUGCAACUCCAAUGCUGCGGAAUGAGUUUAGUUUGUGUCGGGUGUAUGUAACUUCGGGAAGUUUGAGGUCUUUUGAUCGGAGACCUGUUGGUAUAGAGAUUGAUAGCCGGAGAAUGACUGAGGCUUCGUCGUCGAUGAUGGUGCCAAUGGUGGCUGAAAGAGCAAGCUCACAAGAUAGCUCGUCGUCCGGUGAGCACCGGAAUAAUGAACAGUCCGGCGCUGGAGCAGCAAGCACAAGUACUAAUGUGCAGAUGAUUGAAGAGGCAGACUUAGAGUUGUUGGAUUGGCUUUGAAACCAUUGCCAUCAAAUUUUAAAUUUGUUUUUCAUUGAUUAAUUAUGUGUUGAUUUGUUAUUGUUUGGGAUGUUGAGUUGAGUAAAAGAUACCAUGAUUAAUUUGUUUAUUUAUGA